This is a messenger RNA of Schistosoma turkestanicum, 3101 nucleotides long. The record is from the annotation of a GenBank genome assembly. NCBI's taxonomy places the organism in Eukaryota, Metazoa, Platyhelminthes, Trematoda, Strigeidida, Schistosomatidae.
ACGUAAUCAAGGUCAGUGGGUGUGGCGAUGUUUUGUUGGUUCGGGUAUAAGUUUUGUGGUGCUCAUGCAUUUUUCAUCCAAAUGAAAAACCAUGUUGACGUCAUCGUCAUUUUGUUCAGUGCGGUUGGAAUGUGGCUAUCUGAAUUUCCGAAAUGUUCACAGUAAAUGGGUUAAUCCAGAAAUUUCUGAAUGUUUCGUUGAUGCAUAUUUAUUUUCAGGUCAGUUAGGGUUACUAAAGACAGCUCAUCAUUCGGCGCUCUCUUUAGUUCGGAAUCAAAUGUGUAUGAUUUGGUUAACAGCUCGUAUGGCGUAGAAUAUACGCCUUCCACUACUGUAUUGGGUAUACUUCUAUAUGCCAACUGGGACGCUGACUCAAAUAAAGUUAGAUCAACUUUUGAGGCUGUGCAAAACAUGAUUCCAUACAAUAUCUUUGCAGUCAAUUGCGGUUUAUCAUCCUCCUUAUGUGGAAAAACACAUAUAGUGAAACAUUUUCCUCUGCUGAAUGUUCACACUUCUCCAUCAGUCACAGCCCAAUACUCAGGACCAUUUACGAUCAGUCAUUUACUCAAGCUUUUUCAAUUUGUCAGCUUUCCGUUGAAAAGCAUCAACAAUUUGGAAGACCUGCAACUCCUCUUACUAAAUCAUAAAGUGAUUGCUCUCGGAUCUUUUGACCUCCAAAACAUACAGAAUGUGUCUUAUUUUGAUCGCAUGUAUCAGGUAUCUGUAGAGACCAAAUAUCGAGAAACUCCACUACAGAUGAACAAAGACAUUGCGUUUUCUAUGGCCACCUUUACUGAUUUGUAUCAUUCUAAUUUUACUGAAACGAAACCACACCUUACUCUGAUUACUUCGUGUGGCAACACUUCUUAUGUCGAUGUUCAGCGUUUCGAUGAUCGUGGUUUGCGAAAUUUGCUGUCUGAGAAGAUGCUCGAUUCUCAAAAACGUAGUACUACUACCUGCUUUAAUCCAGUGGAUAUAACCCCUUUGAACAAUGAACGCUCUAACUUAUGGAAUAAUAUAUUGAGAAAAGCGCCUAUACUUUUGUUGAUUGGCCCUCACAUGUCUUUGGCUGAGCCAAUGGACUUACCUCUAUACUUGUUAAAAGUCCUAAGGCUUUCUUACUUUCCACAUGACAAGUGUCACACGUUCGUGGUAAAUCCGUCAUUUUCAAAUCUCAAUUUGAAUCUCACCAUGAGGAAUUCUCUGGAAGUUCUGAACAAAGGUGCGAUUGUUGCAGCACGUAAGCGGUGCAAACUAGCAGCUUACUGUCCAAAAUGGUGGAGUUUUAUCAGCUCCCACAUCGGAAUCCGUAACGAAAGUAUUUGUGAGCUACGCAAAGGGUUUUCCGAAUUUGUGACUGAUGAUGAUUCUUCAGAUCACAAGCUUGAUUUACUUCAGAGUCAUAAACUGAACUCGACUGCAUCAAAAAUCCUUGGGUUACUUAAAAACCAUACAGUUGGAGACAAUAUUAUCAAGUAUGCUGUCAGUCUGUUGUAUGAAAUUUCUCUUUAUGAUAAACAGAAUGAAAUGUAUUCGUCAUUACCCAAUGAUCAUUAUAGAAUCGAUAGUGGAUUAGUUGUGGAACAAUUAAAUUUUAUGUGCUGUCAUUGGUAUCAUGUUGAUCGUUUGGUUAAUAUGCAUGAAAAAUUUGAUAGUGAAUGUCAGUUAAACCCAAUACUUGCGGAUAUAUCGUAUGAGAAUUUGAAGAACUCAGUUAUUUACAACUUAGGUUGUUCAUUAAACAGAACAUUAGAAUUCCAUUCACUAGAUUCAUACAUGCAACCAACAUUAGCUUGGGAAAUUGGUGGAUAUUCAAAUGAUUCCAGUUGGCUUGAUUCUAGUAGAUGGGGCGCUGCAAUUAUUGAUUUACAGAAUGAAAAUGUUUUUCGUCUUGAAGAAGCUGUGAAUUUUCAGUCUAUGAGUCGAUUCAUUGCAAGUUUUCAUAAUUCUACUCUACGACCUUGGCUACGAUAUCCAAAAGCUAGUCGACAUACGUCCGUCAACUCUACAAUUUCUAGCGAUUUACUUAUUCUUACUGUUAACAGUUCCAUGCACUUAACAAAUCUAAUUGAUCAAUCAUCUAGUUUGGAAAAUUCAAGGAAAAAUCUAAUUUUACUUUAUUAUUCAUCAACAUGCAUCUAUUCAUUUGGUGGAAAUAGUGCUUUAUGGCAAUUUGAAGCAACAGCUCGGUUUUUUAAAUCAAACCAAUAUCUGUUGUUUGCUAAAGUGGACGUGUCGAAAAUGGAUCUCCCUUGGCAUCUUAGAGUUGAGAAUGUUCCUUGUAUAAUAUUUUUCCCUGCCAAUCGAUCGUCUUAUUCAUCUCUUUUUCCUAUGGAAGCAAUAAGUUCAACUGAUCUCUUUCCUCAACUAGUCAGUUUUAUCUAUGAAAAAAUGAACACAGAACAAAGUGAACAGGAACAAUUAAAACAAUUUCAAAAUAGUUCACAAUUCGCCUCCAAAAUUACAUCACAAUUAAUAAACAAUAUCAAGAAUAAAUCAACUAGUAAAUUCAUGCAAUUAUUGAAUGAAACAGUUAGAAUUUGUAGUAUUCAACCACUAUCUUAUUCAAAGACCUUAUGUUUCAGCGGUAUACACAAGGCUGUCUUCAUAAUAUCACAUGAAUUCAAUGAGAAACAGUUGAUUUUGUCGAAAUUGUUAACUAGUCUAAGUGAAAAAUUAAAUCAGAUCAAUGAUAAACUGGUAGAAGGCUUUUCUUUUCUUUCUCGAUUAUCAUUCUUCUCUGUUAAAAAUUAUUUAUUGUAUGAAUCAAUGCAGAUGUAUUCAAGGCUGUGGAAUGUAAUUAAUAAACAAAAUUCUCAAAUGAUAGAUAAGUUGAACAUUUUAUCGAAUUAUACACAUUUGCAAUUGUAAAUGUUUUGGUUUUUGUACUUUACCAUUUCAAAUUUUCGAAAGAGAAUUCUUUUUUUUUUUUCCAGGCUUCUUCUAUAUAACAUAACAUAAUAGAUGUGUAUGCACGCUAAACUAUUAUAACUAAUUCUCUAUUUCAAUUAUUCAGGUCCUUUCGUGAUUUUCUCAUAUAUAUAUAGUAUGUAUAUUUCUGGUUGUUUUUGUCUUUCGAAUGAAUUUGUAAAAUAUGAGAG